AUGGCCGCCGCAGGCGUGGAGCGGCGCCUGGGCAGCCUCACCGUCUUCAGCCGCGACGACUUUGAGGGCGAAUGGCGCCAAGUGGCUAGUGGCGGCUUCGGCCAAGUGUUCCAGGCGCGGCACAAGCGCUGGCGAACCGAGUACGCCAUCAAGUGUCCCCCCUGCCUCCUGCCGGACGCCACCAGCUCUGAUGUGAAUUGUCUUAUUGAAGAAGCAGCCAAAAUGGAGAAGAUCAAGUUUCAACACAUCGUCCCCAUCUAUGGGGUGUGCAAGCAGCCCCUGGGCAUUGUGAUGGAGUUCAUGGCCAACGGCUCCUUGGAGAAGAUGCUGCCCACCCACAGCCUCUGCUGGCAGCUCAAGUUCCGCAUCAUCCACGAGACCAGCCUAGCCAUGAACUUCCUUCAUAGCAUUAAGCCAUCUCUGCUGCAUCUGGACCUCAAACCAGGCAACAUCCUCCUGGACAGCAACAUGCAUGUCAAGAUUUCAGACUUUGGCCUGUCCAAAUGGAUGGAACAGUCGACCCGGAUGCAGUACAUCGAGAGGUCAGCUCUGCGGGGCACCCUAAGCUACAUUCCCCCUGAAAUGUUUCUGGAGAGUUACAAGGCCCCAGGCCCCAAAUACGAUGUGUACAGCUUCGGGAUUGUCAUUUGGGAGAUCCUCACUCAGAAGAAACCAUAUUCAGGCUUCAGCAUGAUGACCGUCAUCGUCCGAGUGAUCGCGGGCAUGCGACCCUCCCUGCAGCUCAUCUCAGAUGAGUGGCCGGGUGAGGCCCAGCAGAUGGUGGAUCUGAUGAAACGCUGUUGGGACCAGGACCCCAAGAAGAGGCCGUGCUUCCCAGACAUCACAGUGGAGACAGACAUGCUGCUGUCCCUGCUCCAGAGUCCUGUUGCAGACCCGGAGAGUGAGGCCCUGGCCCGGAAGGUGUCCUGCAAGCCGUCGCUGCAGCAGACCCUGGAGGUCAAUGAGGAAGUCAGUCCGGAGCUAACGGACAAUGACUCGGGAAGCUACUUGAAGCAGGUCCUGCAGCUUUCGGACAGUGAGAGCUUGGUCCCCAGCGAUGAGGAACUGCGUAUCUCUGAGAACAAGGUCACACCCCUCCACCUUCUGGUGGCGCAGGGCAGCAUGGAGCAGGUGAGGCUGCUGCUGGCCCACGAGGUGGAUGUGGACUGCCAGACAGCCAGCAGCUGCACGCCCCUCCUCAUCGCCGAGCAGGACCAGCAACCUGACCUCUGUGCCCUGCUCCUGGAGCACGGCACAGAUGCCAACCUGGUGGACGAGGAUGGCUGGACCCCGCUGCUCUUUGCAGCCCAGAAUGGGGAUGACCGGACUGCCCGCCUGCUCCUGGACCAUGGGGCCUGCACGGAUGCCCAGGAGCACGAAGGGUGGACCCCGUUGCACUUGGCUGUGCAGAACAACUUCGAGAAUGUGGCCCGGCUCCUGGUCUCCCGUCAAGCUGACCCCAACCUGUGUGAGGCUGAAGGCAAGACCCCCCUCCAUGUGGCAGCCUACUUUGGCCACGUCAGCCUGGUCAAGCUGCUGACGGGCCAGGGGGCUGAGUUGGAUGCUCGGCAGAGAAGCCUGAGGACACCGCUCCACCUGGCGGUGGAUUGGGACAAAGUGAGAGCCAUCCAACACCUGCUGAAGAUGGGGGUGGCCCCUGAUGCCCUCCAUCAGGGUGGCUACGGCCCACCGCACAUCGCGGUCGCCAGGGGCAAGUACCUUAUCUGCAAGAUGCUGCUUAGGUACGGGGCCAGCACCGAGCUGCCCACCCAGCAGUGCUGGACGCCCCUGCACCUAGCAGCCUACAAGGGCCACCUGGAGAUCAUCCAUCUCCUAGCAGAGAGCCAUGCAGACUUGGGUGCUCACGGAGACAUGAACCGGACCCCCCUGCACCUGGCGGCCCGCCACGGGGAGGAGGUGGUGGUGUCAACCCUACUGUGGUGUGGAGCUGACCUCAGUGCUGCCGAACAGUCUGGCUGGACACCGCUCCACCUGGCAGUCCAAAGAGGCGCCUUCCUGAGCAUCAUCAACCUCCUGGAGCAUGGCACGGACGUUCACGCCUGCAACAGGGUGGGCUGGACAGCUGCCCAUCUGGCUGCCCUCAAGGGCAACAUGGCCAUCCUGAAAGUGCUGGUCAAGGCCGGCGCCCAACUGGACAUCCAGGAUGGGGUGGGCUGCACACCUCUGCAGCUGGCCCUCCGGAGCCAAAAGCAGGGCAUCAUAGCCUUCCUAGAGAGCAAGGAGCCCGCAGUGCCCAUUCUGGGUGGUGGAAAGCCUGAGGCCCAGGCGGAGGUUUAG
Molecule: messenger RNA, 2298 nt
Organism: Trichechus manatus latirostris (Florida manatee)
Lineage: Eukaryota; Metazoa; Chordata; Mammalia; Sirenia; Trichechidae
Gene: ANKK1
Product: ankyrin repeat and kinase domain containing 1
Biological process (GO): protein phosphorylation; regulation of cell cycle process
Cellular component (GO): cytoplasm
Molecular function (GO): protein binding; ATP binding; protein kinase activity
Source: RefSeq, a predicted model, not a curated record